UUUGCGGAAGCUUUGUAUUAUAGUAAAAUGGUUGUGAUAUUAUUACUUUCAUAUACAUAAAAUAUGCAUAACAUUUAAAACCAAUCGUGCUGAUAUGAUAGUGUGAAGUACCUAAAUAAAAAGUGGCAAGUUUGUGUAAAAAUGAAGGCAGCAGCUAUGUCAGUGUGGGUUUUCAUUAACCUUAUCUGUUUUGGCAUGUGUGGAUACUUAUAUUUGAUAUGGUCGCAGUAUUGGAUGUACAUAACAAAACAAAAACUAUAUAAUAAGGCCCCAGGAAGCCCGCAGAAAGCGAGCCCAAUGUUGAAUUUUCAGGACAAAUACGGAGAACAGUAUAAAGUUUCUACAAAUUAUUCUAGUUUGAGAUUAGAGCCAAAUAGAAAGAAUCGGAGAUCGGCCAUAGCUGGGUUCUGGAGCAGCCAGCAGGUGACUCAGUCGUCGAUAAAGCUGGCCGGAGCCGUCAUUAGACCGUCCAAUAACGUGGUGAGGAAAAGCAAAGGUAGCCCUCGAUUUCCGAACAUACACACACCUAUCUUAGAGUUCGACAGCGACAGGUAUAUUUGCGACGAAUUGGACUCUUCGGAAUGCGAAGCACAGACAAGAGAGUUCAAGGAGUUGCUGCUCAAAGAAUUCCACAGGGUUUUGAUGGGAGAUAGCAAAGUAUUCAAGUCUGGUUUGGAAUCGCAUAACUCGUAUAAUGUUAAGUAUAAAGGUGACCAUAGAAAGGAAGUGACUAAACAAGAAGUGUUGUGUGGUUUGAAGAGAGUGCAGGUGCGGACGGUGACUCAAGAUGAUGAACCUUUCCACCGUCUAGGAUUCAAAAUACCUAAGUCUCCCUUGCAACAGUCUCGGGCUUUUAACACUUGCGCAGUUGUGACCAGCGCAGGAGCACUUUUGGGCUCACGUUUAGGGGAAUUCAUAGAUUCUCAUGAUAUGGUGGUACGAUUUAACAAUGCGCCGACAUUAAACUAUACAGAAGACGUUGGAUCUAAAACAACAUUCAGGAUUCUAAAUUCUCAGGUUGUGACCAAACCAGAAUUUAAAUUUCUGGAAGACCAAAUUUAUAAAGAUAUAUCGAUGUUAAUAUGGGAUCCUGCCAAUUUCUCCUCAUCAUUAGAAGACUGGUACCGUCAACCUGAUUUUCCACUUUUUCCAGUUUAUAAAAGACUUCUUGAAGAGAGACCGGGCGCAGACGUCCACCUGCUUCGACCGCAAGUGCUGUGGGAGCUGUGGGCAGUUCUUCAAGAUGCUUCCUCCUACCGACUCCGUAGAAAUCCUCCGUCUUCAGGGUUUAUAGGUAUAUGGCUGUCCCUGCAACGUUGCAAGCGGGUUCGUGUGUUUGAGUACGUGCCGUCGGUCCGUGCCACCCGCCGCUGCCACUACCACGUGGCGCGCGACGACACGGCCUGCACGCUGGGCGCGUGGCACCCCCUCGCGCAGGAGAAGGCUCUCGCCGAACGCAUCAGGGAUAACUCCGACAUAGACGUUUUCCAGAGAGGCUAUAUUGACAUUCCCGGUCUCAGUAACGUUGAUUGCUAAUUCCUACCUACUUAGUAACUAACUAAACACGGUACCUAUAAAAACUUAAAGAUAAGUCCUCAUGACUCACUGAGAGCUAACCGAUGGUGAAUCAUUCUCUUUUAGCCAGCUGACGUUGUAUAUUCAAUCUACCUAUGUUUAAAACCUAACGCUCAAAUUUUACAAAGACAAUUUUAAAUAAAUACAUUGUUCAACUAUUCUUAUAAUUUAAAAAAUUAUGAAAGUUAAAGUGUUUCAAGCCUAAAAACGAGACUAAUAACGGGAUAGAUAUUGAAAUAUGUAGUAGAAUUCUAGUUUAUGUACAAGCUGAUGUCUUCCUAUUAUUAGAUUUAGGGAAGGUGAAAAAAACGGUGAAAAUAGACCUAAAUUGUGUCGUACAAUAACUAGCAUAGAUGUAAUUAUAAGCACAUUACAAAUAAUUAAAAUGUUUCAUUUCGGGACACACACAGCGUUUAUGUUAUCGUGCCGGAACAAACAUUUAUUUGUCACUUUAUGUGAUUCAGGUAAGGCCAUGUCGGCCAUGAGAUGCCCUUGUGCCUUAUAUUUUUAGCGUUUUGCUACUGAUGGUCAGCGUCUGCUGUUUGAAUACAGAUGGGUGUGCGCGGACGGAUCGAUUAGCGAUUCUGCGCGGGCGCACGGAAUCAGCCCAUCCGAGAUGUAUCUAUGUGUGAUGUGCUCCCAUGCUUCCGUCUUCGCGUUUCUCACAUCAUCUACAUACUAUACGCCGUGCUCCACAUAAUAAGAUCACAUACUAUUUAUUGGGCACAAUUAACAUUCACUGUACGGAUAGUAUUUCUGAUGGUC
Plodia interpunctella (Indianmeal moth) is the source of this 2340-nucleotide messenger RNA. RefSeq names its product Sialyltransferase (gene SiaT). Bases 142 to 1536 code for a protein of 464 amino acids. The transcript has 5 exons. Gene Ontology annotation, biological process: sialylation. Gene Ontology annotation, molecular function: beta-galactoside alpha-2,6-sialyltransferase activity. NCBI's taxonomy places the organism in Eukaryota, Metazoa, Arthropoda, Insecta, Lepidoptera, Pyralidae. Gene Ontology annotation, cellular component: Golgi apparatus. The record is from RefSeq and is a predicted model, not a curated record.